GCGCCCCUGGUGAGGAAUUGUGGUAAACCAUAGCUGUCAGGGCGAAUUGCACAAUUCCGCAGAAAAUCCAGCUGCAUUAUGUUUGCGGCUGUUCCUGUCGCCGCCUCGCCUGGGAGUCCUGCACAGAGUGAGACUCCCAAAGUGGACAAACUCUCCUCGCCACUGAUCUGCAAACCAUCUGAACUGCCACUCUACGAGUCCCUUCAUGACCAAGUCAAAAAGGAGCCUUGCAAGCAUCCGGAAGGUUCUUCCACUUCUUACAAGUCCGAUAUUGAGUCUGUGAUCCGGGCAGUGCGCGUGGAGGCUUGUCAGGCUGUCCGUGUGGUGAGUGACAACAAGAAGCAGUUCGCCGAUGCUUAUGAGCACGCCAAGGAUCAGACAAUCUUCAUCCGGAACUACUUGAACGAGGAGCAGAACACCAUCCCAAGGAUUGGAGCUGUGGCCAUUGGUGGACUGACUGGAUUCAUCUUUGGUCUGCGCGGAGGCAUCUUCCGGCGUCUGUUCUAUGGCUCGAUCGGCGCUGGAGCCAUUGCCGCCGUCUGCUAUCCCAAGGAGGCUGAGAAGGUGACCCAGGAAGCCCUGACGGAGGCGAAGAAGUACUCUACCAUUGCUGUGAACUUCAUCUAUGGCGUGAAACCGGGAGAUGAGCAGAUAAGUCUGCCCAAGAUCCCCACGAGUGUGGAUGAGGUGAAAGAGAGCCUGUCAGGUCUGGCCAGUUCAGCGUGGAAGGCAGUUUUCCCCGAGAAGUGAGCCUUCGGAAGAGAUGAAAUUGUAAAUUUGUAGUCAAUGAAGCGCCGUGUAUGC
Phlebotomus argentipes is the source of this 804-nucleotide messenger RNA. RefSeq names its product MICOS complex subunit Mic27 (gene Mic26-27). The coding region runs from base 79 to 750 and encodes 223 amino acids. The transcript has 3 exons. The record is from RefSeq and is a predicted model, not a curated record. NCBI's taxonomy places the organism in Eukaryota, Metazoa, Arthropoda, Insecta, Diptera, Psychodidae. Gene Ontology annotation, cellular component: MICOS complex. Gene Ontology annotation, biological process: cristae formation.